Molecule: messenger RNA, 1172 nt
Organism: Vigna unguiculata (cowpea)
Lineage: Eukaryota; Viridiplantae; Streptophyta; Magnoliopsida; Fabales; Fabaceae
Biological process (GO): defense response; signal transduction
Molecular function (GO): ATP hydrolysis activity; ADP binding
Source: RefSeq, a predicted model, not a curated record
GAUUUGCUCCUAAUCAUUUCUAUCUCUGAAGCUCCAUUUUCGUUCUCUGGCAACAAAGAAUUUUCAUCUCUUCCAUGUCUCUCUCAGGUGGCGAUGAUGACAUGGAAAUGGACUUUCUCCGUGAUCGGUACCAGGACAGCAGAAACUUUGAAGUGUUUCUGAGUUUCAGAGGGGAAGACACGCGUGCUUCUUUCACUUCGCAUCUCUAUGCCGCUCUUCAGAAUGCAGGAAUCAUUGUUUUCAAGGAUGACGAGUCACUUCCACGGGGAAAGCAAAUUUCAUCCUCUCUGCGGCUAGCGAUCGAAAACUCUCCAAUUUCUAUUGUUGUUUUCUCGAAAAAUUAUGCAGAGUCGUGGUGGUGUUUGAAAGAGUUAGAGAAAAUAAUGGAGUGUCACAGAACCACAGGGCAAGUGGUGAUACCAGUGUUCUAUGACGUUGAUCCCUCUGAAGUACGUCAUCAAAGAGGCGACUUUGGAAAAGCAUUUCAACGUCUUUUGAGCAAGAUUUCGAAAGAGGAAGAGGAAAAGGUGCUGGAUUGGAAGCAGCGUUGGAGGAAGGCACUUGGUGAGAUUGGUGGCUUCUCAGCGGUUGAAAUCCUAAAUUCCAGCUUUGGAAGGGUAAACAAACCCUUGGAGCAUUGGAAAGAGGCACUUUCUAAGGUUGCUCAGAUCCCAGGGGUUAUAGACUUAGAUCCAAGGGGGAAAAUGAAGAUAGCUGAUAUGAUAGACUUCCUCGUGAAUACGUGGAUAUGGGGACUUCAUAUAGGUGCUCAAAUCCCAAUUAGAGAAAUGGAGAGUGAUGAUAAGAUAUACUUCCUUUUGAAGCAAUGGAGAAAGAUAUUUUGGGAGCCUGCUAGCUUUUCAGAUGUUGCAUUCUUAGAUCCAUGGCUGAGCCUUGGGAGGUAUGUGACAUUUUCAAGGACAAACAUUAGGUUCCUCCAAUUCCUAGCCAAAACCGGACAUAAUGGCUCAAGGAUGAAGACUGAUGUUGAAAUGUUGGAGAGAAGAUAUUGCAAUCUUGAAUCUUGAAGACAAGACAUUUGAACAUUGUAUCUAAACAUCAUUUAUGAAAUUGAUUACAUAUAUGCAGUGGGGAAAUGGAGAUUUCUAAUGUGAUAGAAUUCCACAUGAAGCAUUGUAGGGAGGCACUCUUUGAGGCUGCCAGAAUCACAG